Brienomyrus brachyistius is the source of this 1709-nucleotide messenger RNA. It is a transcript of the gene gphra, whose product is annotated as Golgi pH regulator. Gene Ontology annotation, biological process: intracellular pH reduction. Gene Ontology annotation, cellular component: Golgi cisterna membrane. Gene Ontology annotation, molecular function: voltage-gated monoatomic anion channel activity. NCBI's taxonomy places the organism in Eukaryota, Metazoa, Chordata, Actinopteri, Osteoglossiformes, Mormyridae. The coding region runs from base 157 to 1524 and encodes 455 amino acids. The transcript has 14 exons. The record is from RefSeq and is a predicted model, not a curated record.
CAGUAGCGCUUCCGGUUUGCGGUGGAGUAAGCGUUGGUUCCGUGUAGCCCCGUGUGUCACCCGGUUGGUCAGCUUCAUGUCAGAAACUUAGUUACCACGUUUAUCAAGAACGGUGAACUCACCCCAACGUCGCCCUCAGUUUUUUUUUGGUUCAGUAUGUCAUUUCUCGUAGACUCUGUGAUCAUGGUCACCUCUCAGGUGCUGUUCUUUGGCUUCGGGUGGCUUUUCUUCAUGCGACAAUUGUUCAAAGAUUAUGAGGUACGACACUAUAUUGUGCAGGUCGUCUUCUCUGUGACCUUUGCGUUCUCCUGCACAAUGUUUGAGCUUCUCAUCUUUGAGAUACUCGGCGCCUUAAGCAGCACCUCUAGGUAUUUUCACUGGAAGCUAAACUUGUACGUCAUUUUGUUGGUAUUAAUCUUCGUGGUCCCAUUUUACAUUGGAUACUUUGUGGUUAGCAACAUACGGCUUCUACAGAGGCAGAAGCUACUUUUCGCCUGCGUGGUCUGGUUCACUUUCAUGUAUUUCUUCUGGAAGCUGGGUGACCCCUUUCCCAUCCUCAGUCCCAAACACGGGAUUCUGUCCAUUGAGCAGCUGAUCAGCCGUGUGGGUGUAAUCGGUGUGACCCUGAUGGCAUUACUGUCCGGCUUUGGCGCAGUGAACUGCCCUUACACCUACAUGUCCUACUUCCUCCGGAAUGUGACCGACAGUGACAUCCUGGCCCUGGAGAGGAGGCUACUGCAGACAAUGGACAUGAUCGUCAGUAAGAAGAAGAGAAUCGCUAUGACCAGGAGGCAGAUGUACCAGCGGGGAGAGGACCAGAGCAAGCAGACUGGCAUCUGGGGAAUGAUCCGAAGUGUCACAUCCCCUCCGCCCAACAGUGAGAAUCUGUCGCUGAUCCAGCAGGAAGUGGACGCCUUGGAGGAGCUCAGUCGGCAGCUUUUCCUGGAGACUGUGGAUCUGCAGGCCACAAAGGAAAGGAUCGAAUAUUCCAAAACAUUUCAAGGAAAGUACUUCAAUGUCUUGGGAUACUUUUUCUCCAUUUACUGCGUAUGGAAAAUCUUUAUGGCCACCAUCAACAUCGUCUUUGAUCGUGUAGGCAAGACUGAUCCUGUGACACGGGGAAUUGAGAUCACGGUCAACUACCUGGGUAUUCAGUUUGAUGUCAAAUUUUGGUCUCAGCACAUAUCCUUCAUUCUUGUGGGCAUCAUCAUCGUGACGUCGAUCAGGGGCCUACUGAUAACGCUUACCAAGUUUUUCUAUGCCAUUUCCAGCAGCAAGUCUUCCAAUGUCAUAGUCCUGGUUCUGGCUCAGAUCAUGGGCAUGUACUUUGUCUCCUCAGUCCUGCUGAUGCGUAUGAGCAUGCCCCUGGAGUACCGCACCAUAGUGACCGAGGUUCUGGGCGAGCUGCAGUUUAACUUCUACCACCGCUGGUUUGACGUCAUCUUCCUCGUCAGCGCUCUUUCCAGCAUCCUCUUCCUCUACCUGGCGCACAAACAGGCCCCAGAGAAGCACAUGACCCUAUGAUCACAUAGGAGAGACUCAAACCUUUUGUUCAUUCACUGUCAGAGAGUGUGUGUGUGAGUGUGUGUGUGAAUGUGAAUGUGAGGGUGAGAGAGAGUGAAGCCUUUGUGAGGCAUUUCUGAUGCCGACAUGUGAAAAGUUGCAUGAUGAUGUAAUUUUUUAAGUUAAUAAAAAGUCAGUUGGACGAA